CAGCUACACGCUCACUAUAUAAGGGCGGACUGAGUACACGUGAAGCCAUUUAUUCAGGACUCACAAUCCAAGACCUUCCUGCUGCCGCCAGGUUGGGACGAACAACAGUGCGUCAGCUCAAUCCUCGUGAAGAACUGGUGAAGUAACAGUCCUCGUUCCUCGUUCCUUGUCCCUCCCGCAUCCUUCUUCCCAUCGCCAUGGUCAGCCACGUUGGGGAGAGCCGGGAGGUGCUGACGGAGAUGUCCUCGUCCGCGGCUACAAGCGGGAGGAUCCUUCGUGUUAGUCGCCGCACCGUCAUGAUCCUUGGGGGAGUGUUCCUGUGUGCCGCCGCCGCAGUGGGCACGCUGGCCUACGUACGCGCCAACAGCCACGACGCGGCUCCCACGUCCGAGAACCUUCCAAGCAUACACGCCGAGGCUCUGAAAUCACCCCCCAGUUCACCGCUUGUUUCCGUGCCGUCGUCAAGGAGCACGAAGGGGAGCAGGACGCGACUUCCAACCUCCCUUAAGCCUCUGCAUUACACAGUCAAGCUUCAGCCAUUCGUCGACGGCAACUUCAGCAUCACCGGCUCUGUGUACGUGGAGUUCCUGGUGGAGGAGGCGACGAGCAACGUGACCCUCAACAUCUUCGACAUCAUCACGCACAAUGAGACGGUGAAGGUGGCAGCUUCAGACGACCCUCUCACCAGCCUGGCUAUCACGGAGCAUUUGUAUGACCACGAAACGGAGACCUACACGGCUAAGCUGGAGGAGCCGCUGGUGGAGGGAAUAUCUUACUUCUUGACCAUGGAGUUCGAGGGUUACUUGAACGACAAACUGAGAGGCUUCUAUAGGUCUUCCUACAGCGAUGACAACAAGAAUACGAGGUAUCUGGCGGUGUCCCAGUUCGAGCCAGCGGACGCCCACCUCGCCUUCCCAUGCUUUGACGAGCCGAGUCUCAAGGCCACUUUUGAUGUCCACCUGGCCCGCGAAGAGAGUAGGUCCUCCAUCUCCAACAUGCCUCUGAAGGAGACCGUGCCCUGUUACUUUCCUGAUUAUCUGUCUAAAAAAAAAAAAAAAAAAAAAUUGCUCUUUCUGUAUUGCCAUGGCUUCCCUACUUCCCGGACAGCGAGGGGCCAGCCGGGGUGGGUCUGGGACGUCUUCGAAACUUCGGUACGCAUGUCCACCUACCUCGUCGCCUUCGUCGUAUCCGAUUUCUCCUUCGUUCAGUCCGACGCCAACGACCACGUACACUUCAGGGUGUGGGCGCGUGACCAAGCCAUUAGCCAGACUGAUUACGCCGUCGCCACGUGUCCCAUCUUGACCACCUACAAGGACUACAAUGACGUUCCCUUCCCGCUGCCCAAGCAAGACAUGAUCACCCUCCCUGAUUUCUCCGCAGGCGCCAUGGAGAACUGGGGUCUCAUCACCUACCGCGAGAGAUUGCUGCUGCUGGACCCGCAUGAUUUCGCAGACUCAAAUAUGGAUGACGUAGCGAGGGUGAUCGCGCACGAAUUGGCCCACCAGUGGUUCGGCAACCUGGUAACUCUCAAGUGAUGGAAUGACUUGGGGCUCAACGAGGGCUUCGCCACCUUCAUCUCCUACAUUGGCACCAACCACCUGGAGCCUGAAUGGAAAACAAUGGAGAGAUUUGUGACGGAAGAGAUGCAGGGCGUUAUGGCGCUGGACAGCCUCGAGUCGUCCCAUCCAAUCAGCGUGACGGUGGACAGCGCCAGCCAGGUGAACGAACUCUUUGACGGCAUCUCUUACUACAAGGGCCCCUCCAUAAUUAGGAUGAUGAUGUUUUUCCUGAAGGAGGUGAACUUCAAGAAGGGCAUCCACAAUUACCUCGUGGAUAAACAAUACGACAACGCCGAGCAGGACGACUUGUGGCUCUUCCUGACCCAGGCAGUUGCGGGGAUGGACCUCCUGCCACCCGAGACCACCGUCAAGACCAUCAUGGACACGUGGACACUGCAAAUGGGCUUCCCGGUCAUCAAAGUGGAAAGAGCCGCUGAUGGGACCUCUGCUACUGUGACUCAGAAUCGUUUCCUGCUGGUGAAGAAUGCCAACUCAACAGAUGAGCACGACUACUGGUGGUGGGUGCCGCUCACCUACACAAGCGAGGACAACCCGGACUUCCUGACCACGCACCCCAGCGCCUGGAUGGACGACACGGACAAGCAUGUGACCGUGUCCUCACUGCCGGCCAGCGACAAGUGGGUUAUCUUCAACAUGCAGGAGAGUGGCUACUAUAAGGUGAACUAUGACGACAAUAAUUGGCAGCUGCUGACCGCCCAACUGGAGAAGGACCACACGCCCAUCCACUUGCUGAACAGAGCCCAGUUGAUUGACGAUGCCUUAGAUCUGGCGCGGGCAAGUGAGCUGAAGCUCAUCUCCUACCUGAGACGCGAGGAGGAGUACAUCCCAUGGGAGGCAGCACUGUCCAACCUGGGCUACGUGGAGCAGAUGUUCACGCGCCAAGGAGGCUACGGGGACUUGCGGAUGAGUAAACAACUGAAUGGUAUAGCGGAAGGAGAAAGAGAAAGAGACGAUAUAAACAGUCUGCCUGGCCUGCAUCACCUCGCUCUUCCCUCCACACAGGCAUACAUGCUGUCCCUCCUGGAACCUCUGUACACUCUGGUGGGCGGCUUCGAGGAGCACCAGGACGACCCGCAGCUGCUGCACUACACGAGGAGCCUGGCACUCUCCUGGACCUGCAAACUCGGGUACAAGGACUGCAUGGACAACUCGGUCUCUCUCUACCAGGCGUGGAUGGCAAGCGACGGAAGCACGUGUUACAGAAAUAGUAUAGCACAUUUCCUCUCACCACCCACCACACACCUUUCCUGCACCACUAACAUACAACCACCGCCACCCACCUCUCUCCUUAUCACUCCUCUCGCGCCGCUACACAUUCCCUGCGUCCCGGCAGCUCGGCGGUGUCCCCUAACGUACAUAAGUAACACCGUCUACUGCACGGGCAUCGCGGAGGGCAGGGAAGAGGCAUGGAACUUCGCGUGGGAGCAGUACCUAACGACCAACGUGGCCAGCCAGAAGGAUAUGCUGCUUUCUGCCCUGGGCUGCGCUAAGGAAGUGUGGCUCCUUUCCAGGUAUCUGGAUACGGCCUUCAUGGAGGGUGCCGGCAUCCGGAGACAGGACGCCUCUACUGUGUUCAGGGCCGUCGCGAAGAAUGAUAUAGGACGUGACCUGGCCUGGAACUACCUGAGAGACCGCUGGGAUUUCUUGUCAGACUACUUUGGAUCCUUCACGACGCUGGGUGACCUGGUGCUUGCUGUGUCCAACGAGUUCAACACGAGAGAGGAACUGAACCAGCUGAAGAUAUUCAAAGAGGAGCACGCCAACGACUUGCACACAGCUGAGCGCGCCGUGGACCAAGCCAUUGAGAAGACCACCAACAACAUAGCCUGGAUGGACAACAACUACCAAACCAUCGUGGACUGGCUGCACGACCACCUCCACCCCACGCCCUGAGCUAGGUGGAGGCUGGGGAUGUGGAGGAGCGAGCGGAAGUGGAGGUGCAGGGAUUUUUUUUUUCUUUUUUCAUAUAGUGGGGAGGGUGGUAAAGGAUGUUAAUACUGGUGGAGGUUGAAAGUGACUACUGUAUGUGUGAGGAAGAAGAGGAAGAGGAGGAGGCAGGAAUCCCACACAGUGAUCAGUAGUUUUGUCAGGUGGAGCCAAAUAAACAUGUGAUUCUUUCGCCAGAGCAUCGCCGUGUUUACUCAUGGGAAAGUCAAUAUUUGCCGUUGUCGCCAUGGUGUGUGCGUGGGAUGUCUGUCUGACGAACACGGAGGUUCGCUUGGGUAAUGCUGCACCACCACCAAACCUCACCCUCCCCUCAACCCAACCCUCGGUGUACCUCUGCCCAGGAUAAGAGGCGCCUCUGUGGGGCUGCCCUUCUCUGAGGGCGCUUAUUCGUCUCGUCUGAUUUUGAAUAUAAUUAUAUUUUUAACA
Scylla paramamosain (green mud crab) is the source of this 3953-nucleotide messenger RNA. RefSeq names its product aminopeptidase N-like. Gene Ontology annotation, cellular component: cytoplasm. Gene Ontology annotation, molecular function: zinc ion binding; metalloaminopeptidase activity; peptide binding. Lineage: Eukaryota; Metazoa; Arthropoda; Malacostraca; Decapoda; Portunidae. The record is from RefSeq and is a predicted model, not a curated record. Gene Ontology annotation, biological process: peptide catabolic process; proteolysis.